This is a messenger RNA of Cavia porcellus (domestic guinea pig), 7035 nucleotides long. It is a transcript of the gene Lrrc8c, whose product is annotated as leucine rich repeat containing 8 VRAC subunit C. Gene Ontology annotation, molecular function: protein binding. The transcript has 5 exons. The record is from RefSeq and is a predicted model, not a curated record. Lineage: Eukaryota; Metazoa; Chordata; Mammalia; Rodentia; Caviidae. The coding region runs from base 327 to 2738 and encodes 803 amino acids.
CGCCGCCGUGGCCGCGGCCGUAGGGCUCCGCGCGCGACAAGCCAUGAGUGGGGACCCCGCCGUGCCCGGCCGCCGCUGAGCCCCGCCCGAGGCAGCUCGCCGCUCCCGGCACCUUCUCCCGCCGGCGCCCGCGCGCGCAAGAUUAAUGUGGCUGCUUAUGAUUAAACUUAGAGUUCUGGAAUGCAGAUGUUCAAUGAAGUAACACACAUAUAAGGGUUUUGCUGUGCAAUUCAGGCUGGCCUUGAACUCACUUUGUACCCCAGGCUGGCCCUGAACUCGCACUGAUCCUUCUGCCUCAGUCUCCCAAGUACUGGGAUUACAGAAACAUGAUUCCAGUGACAGAAUUCCGGCAGUUCUCUGAGCAGCAGCCUGCCUUCCGGGUGCUGAAGCCAUGGUGGGAUGUGUUUACGGAUUACCUCUCCGUGGCCAUGUUGAUGAUCGGUGUGUUCGGAUGCACCUUGCAGGUCAUGCAAGACAAAAUAAUCUGCCUUCCAAAAAGAGUGCAGCCUGCUCAGAACCACUCAUCUGUGUCGAAUGUCUCUCAAGCAGUUACCAGUACCACCCCACUGCCUCCACCCAAGCCAUCUCCUACCAACCCUGCCACUGUGGAAAUGAAAGGGCUGAAGACAGACCUGGAUCUUCAGCAGUACAGUUUCAUAAACCAGAUGUGUUAUGAGCGAGCCCUGCAUUGGUAUGCCAAGUAUUUCCCCUACCUUGUGCUCAUCCAUACUCUGGUCUUCAUGCUCUGCAGUAACUUUUGGUUCAAAUUCCCUGGAUCCAGCUCCAAAAUAGAACAUUUCAUCUCCAUCUUGGGAAAGUGUUUUGACUCUCCCUGGACCACACGAGCUUUAUCUGAAGUAUCUGGGGAGGACUCAGAAGAAAAAGACAACAGGAAGAACAAUAUGAACAGGUCCAACACCACCCAGUCUGGUCCAGAGGGCAGCCUGGUCAACUCUCAGUCUCUAAAGUCAAUUCCUGAGAAAUUUGUGGUUGACAAAUCUACAGCAGGGGCUCUGGAUAAAAAGGAAGGCGAGCAAGCAAAGGCCUUAUUUGAGAAAGUAAAGAAGUUUAGGCUGCAUGUAGAAGAAGGUGAUAUACUCUAUGCUAUGUAUGUUCGCCAGACUGUACUCAAAGUUAUCAAAUUCCUCAUCAUCAUUGCAUAUAAUAGUGCUCUGGUUUCCAAAGUCCAGUUUACAGUGGAUUGUAAUGUUGACAUUCAGGACAUGACUGGAUAUAAAAACUUUUCUUGCAAUCAUACCAUGGCACACUUGUUCUCAAAACUCUCCUUUUGCUACUUGUGCUUUGUAAGUAUCUAUGGAUUGACAUGCCUUUAUACCUUAUACUGGCUAUUCUACCGCUCUCUAAGGGAAUAUUCUUUUGAGUAUGUCCGGCAGGAGACUGGAAUUGAUGAUAUUCCAGAUGUGAAAAAUGACUUUGCUUUUAUGCUUCAUAUGAUCGAUCAGUAUGAUCCUCUUUAUUCCAAGAGAUUUGCAGUGUUCUUAUCUGAAGUCAGUGAAAACAAAUUAAAGCAGCUAAACUUAAAUAAUGAGUGGACUCCUGAUAAGCUGAGGCAGAAACUGCAGACAAAUGCCCAUAAUCGACUGGAAUUGCCUCUUAUCAUGCUCUCUGGCCUUCCAGACACUGUUUUUGAAAUCACAGAGUUGCAAUCUCUAAAACUUGAAAUUAUUAAGAAUGUAAUGAUACCGGCCACCAUUGCUCAGCUAGACAAUCUCCAGGAACUUUCUUUACACCAGUGCUCUGUCAAAAUCCAUAGUGCAGCUCUCUCCUUCCUCAAGGAAAACCUCAAAGUUCUGAGUGUCAAGUUUGAUGACAUGAGGGAGCUGCCUCCCUGGAUGUAUGGGCUGCGGAAUCUGGAAGAGCUCUACCUUGUUGGCUCUCUAAGUCACGAUAUUUCAAAAAAUGUCACUCUUGAGUCUCUGAGAGAUCUCAAAAGCCUUAAAAUUCUCUCUAUCAAAAGCAACGUUUCCAAAAUCCCUCAGGCAGUGGUGGAUGUCGCCAGCCAUCUCCAGAAGAUGUGCAUACACAAUGAUGGCACUAAGCUGGUCAUGAUCAACAACUUAAAGAAGAUGACCAAUCUGACAGAGCUAGAACUGGUCCACUGUGACCUGGAACGCAUUCCUCAUGCAGUGUUCAGCUUGCUCAGCCUCCAGGAACUGGAUCUGAAAGAAAACAACCUUAAAUCUAUAGAAGAAAUUGUGAGCUUCCAGCACUUGAGGAAGUUGACAGUACUAAAACUGUGGCAUAACAGCAUCACCUACAUCCCAGAGCAUAUAAAGAAACUUACCAGUCUGGAAAGACUGUCCUUUAGUCACAAUAAAAUAGAGGUGCUGCCUUCCCACCUCUUCCUAUGCAACAAAAUCCGAUACUUGGACUUAUCCUACAAUGAUAUCCGAUUCAUCCCACCUGAAGUUGGAGUUCUACAAAGUUUACAGUAUUUUUCCAUCACUUGUAACAAAGUGGAAAGCCUUCCAGAUGAACUCUACUUUUGCAAGAAACUUAAGACUCUGAAGAUUGGGAAAAAUAGUCUAUCAGUACUCUCACCAAAAAUUGGAAAUUUACUAUUUCUUUCCUAUUUGGAUGUCAAAGGGAAUCACUUUGAAAUCCUCCCUCCUGAACUGGGCGACUGCCGGGCUUUGAAGCGAGCCGGUUUAGUUGUAGAAGACACUCUCUUUGAAACUUUGCCCUCUGAUGUCCGGGAGCAAAUGAAAGCAGAAUAACUUAACUUUUCAUCAAAGUGUGACUGAAACACACUUCUACCAAAUACAAUAUAAAUAAUUAGGUAGUCUUAAUGCCUUUUUUUUUUCUUUUUCACACAAAAUGUACACACUGAGUGAGGAGUAUGUAUUUUUAAUAAAAAUUUAAUUGUAUUUUUCAAUAUUAAUAUUUUAAAGGGUUUUUUUUGUCUUGAAACCUAAUGGUGUUAUUGUUUUCUACUUAUAGAAACAGAUGGUUCUAUCUAUGUUUUGGUUUUGUUUUGUGUUUUUCAGUUCACUGUUAUGAAAGGGAGGGAAUUAUAAGUUGCAUGCAUUUGGCACAUUGUAAAUGGAUGAAGGUAUUUUUUGCCAAGGUCAUUUCUAGAUUGUUCACACCUGUACAUGGUCCUUACUUUUGUUUUCAUCAUGUGUGCACCACGGAAUCUGUGCUAAUUAUUUUAAUAUCAGUUGUCUUCUUUGCCUGAGUCUUUUUUUCUACAGGAAAUUUUUCUCUAGAGCACAAAUUCACAUAAGUGCAUUGUCACAGAGUAUUAUUUUAAUGUUUUCCACCUUUUUCCAAUAGAACCCUAAAUUGCAAAAUUUCAUAUACCAAACAGUUGUAAUUAUCCUUAGGCAAGGAGCUUUUAAGUGGGUGAAGAAAGUGAUCUUAGGUGGUUUGAUCUUAGGCAUGUUUGAAUUGGCCAUUUAUAAUUUAGCUGAUUUGCAUUUUUACCAACAUUUUUAAAAAUAUCACUUAUAAACUAAAUACAGAAGUUCCUUUUCUUUAAUUUCAAUACUGCUAUGUAGCACUAGUGAGCAACCUUAGAGAAAUUAGAUUUAUUUUAGUAUGCUAGUAGGUAAUUAAAUUUAAAAAGCAUAGAAUUAGAAGUCUGUUUUCUGAGUAAUUUAAUCAUCUUUGAUAUCCUGAUAUGUGGAUGCAUCAGAUGGAAAAAAUUUCACUACUAAAGUGCUCUGUUACAGCUGGUGUAUUCAGGCCCUAUCCCUUCCUCAGGGCAUGGCAGUAGAAAUCUAUUCAAAUUCUGCCUGUUACAUGGAAUAAUCCACUUUUAUAUAUAGCGAUCAAUUGCCCAGAAGCUCUCUCUUGCUGUGAUGCAAGCAUGGAAACUCUACUCUCUGACUAUGUAUCUCAUCUAAAAUGGUUCUGUUACUUUCUUAAAAGUACAAAAAACCUGCUAAAUGGUGUCACUGAGCAAUAAUUUUUACCUGAUGAUCAGCAAGAGCUUUUAUUUACCUUUUGUAUUUAAAAAUCCAACACAGUAUGAUAGUUGAACUAAAUAUGUCACUGACUGACCUAAGAAAGUUUUGUAAUGUAACAGUAAAAAAUAGUAAGAUGAUUUGGGGUCAAAAUGCCGUUUUAAAGAAUUGCUUUUGGGGGCUGUGUAUGUAGCUCAGUGGUAGAGUGCUUGCCCAGCAUGCUGGAGGCCCUAGGAUUAAUUCCCUAAUAUGAGAGAAAUAAAAAGUGUUUCUUGAUCCUGGUUAAUUUGCAUAAUGCUACUUGGAGUUGUACAGAGAAGGCAGCAAUGGGAACUGAUUGGCAGAUACAUGUGCUAUGUUAAAGUUAUAGAAUGAUGAUUUUAUAUAGCUGACUUAAAUAGAAGUGGUGUUGAAAUUAUAGUAAUUUUAAAUAGUAACUUGGUUAUAAUUCUCAUAUGAUAAAAAUGUUCAAUUCUACAAUAUUGGAAUCCUGAGCAUGAAGUGUUGUAUUUAGAAACAGGCCUGCUGCUUUAAAACAGUUUGUUGGCAGAUUGUCUAUGGUGGUGCAUGACUAAAAUACUGUACUGAAAAGUAAGCUUGGAUAAGUGAGAGACAACACUGAGUGUACUGCUUUUUUCUGGACUAAAAUUUAUAAUUAUUUUAUAUGUCACCCUUUAAAAAGGGAUUUGUUCAGGUUAAAAAUCAUAUUUACACUGAAAUUUUUACUUGGUAUUAACUAAUAAUCUCAUCUGAGUACAAAACUGAACUAGGUCACUGAAAAUUCUUUUAUCACUUGCUCAAAAUUCCAAAAGAAUUUGUUUUCUUAAUGAUUUUGCAAGCUGACCCCCAACUGAAGUUGUAAAUAACAUCAAUAUAUGACUUUAUGUUUUAACUAAGAAGAUCUUUCUAAUAAGUUUUAUAACAAUUCAAAAGUCUCAAACUUAAUUUUGAAUCUAAAUUUUUUGACUAGCCCUGUUUAAUUUUGUAAUUUUCGUUCACAUUCUUAAGUAAAAGGCAUCCAACUACUAUUUAGCCUUUCAAUGGGAAUCUCAGGUAAAUGAACUGCUGACUUUUCUAAAGUUCUUUCAUUGAUCAACUCAGUGUAUAAGGGAUAGUUACUUAGUCACUUUCUGUGUUCUACAAGUGCUCUUGCUAAAAAGGAACAACUAACUUCUACAGCCUCUAUAGGAUUCAUGAGAAAUUGCAUAUAAAAACACCAUAUGUAUCCUUCACUCCAUUGACUGCUUGAAUUUCAUGAGAGAUAAGCUUUUUGGUCAGUUUUAAUGGUGAAAUACAGGACAAACAAUUGUUUGGUGAUGAUCUGGUCGAAAGGGGAUGUAUAAAUGCAUUCCAAUGAAACCUGCCUAAGAGAACCACACCUCAGAACCCUAUUACAUUUUCUUGUUGUGGGUUAAGUUGGGUUGGAUUUGGUUUUGGUUUUUUUUGUUGUUGUUGUUUUUUUGUUUUUGUCUUUUUCAUUUUUAUCGGUACUGGGGAUCGAACUCACGACCGCCUGCUUGCAAGACAGGUGUUUAUGCCGCUGAGCUAAAUCCCCAGCCCCGGAUUUGGUUUUUAACACAGUAUUUUUAACACCAAGCUUCUUGAUACAAUGAAAUCUGUUAUUUACGAUUUGUAGGCUUUUCCUACUGUUUGCCCAUUUCUUUCCCUGCCCUUGUUUUCCAGCUAUUUUAAUGUGCUAUCACAAUUUACACAGCAACUUGAGCAUCAGGUUUUGUCUGCUGCAAACAUUUUGUUCAUUUAGAGAAGACUCGUGACCUAGCUCUCAACCCUUUGUGUGGAGGGAGCUAAAGAACCUGAAAUCUCCCUUGAGUACCUUGGGAUAAGGGAAUUUCAAAUUCAGUAUGGACAAGAUGUUAAUUUAUGAUUUCUGGUUUUAAGAAAAACAUAAUCUUUGCUUCAUUAACAUUUCCUUCAAAAGGAAAUUUGCUGCUUUUUAAAAAUUUUUCUACUGUAAGAAAAGUCCAUUCUUUCAGGAGAUUAUUUCUAAGUUCCUACCAAAUACCUGAUCAACAGUAAUGACAUGUGAAUAUUCAUGACCCAUCACCAUGAAAGCUGUCCACAGUACUUCGUAGUACUUAGUACUUAGUAGUGAGCCGGUAGGAUAAAUGUCAAUAUAAUUCAGUUUGUUUUAAGAGAGCAAACUAAGAUUCAAUUAAUUUACCUAUAAACACUGAAUGUGUAGUGCUUUUCAAAGAUUUCACAUUUGGAGUUAGAGCUUCAUAACUUGGGACAGGGUUCUCUACUAAUCUCAAAUAGUAAAACAAUAUGUAUAAAGAAUUUUCUCAUAAUUUUUUUUUUUAAUCACUGGGGAUUGGACCAAGGGCUUUUGCAACUAAGCUGCAUCUCAGCCUCUUUUUCUUUUUCUAUUUCUUUUUUUUUUUUUUUCUUUUGACAUAGUGUCUCACUAAAUUUCUGACUUGCCCAGGCUAAUCUCAAACAUUGUAUCCUAUUGCCUCAGCCUCCCAAAGUGCUAUGAUUACAAGCAUGUGCCACCAAACUUAACUUCCUCUUUUCUUCUCUAUUUGGAAACAUGGUAAGAAAGCUUGAACAGUCUCAGCCAGAAUCAGAUUCAAACCCAGUGUUAUGCUUCUAAUAGUUUUAUGCCAGCCUUCCAAACUAGUGCACACUACUGUUCCAGUGGUAUUCACUGGUAAUAUGGCAUCUUUGCUUUUACUUGGGAGAGGUAGAGAAGAAUCUCCUCCUGUCUCAACCAGAAGUUCUUGAUGGGAGAUGUAACUUUGAACAACUCAAUUUCGUGGCUAUGUCAAAGAACACUUCCUAUGCAUGAUUUUUAGUCUGGUAUAAACUUCUUCUAAGUACCUCUCCCUCUACCACCUUACUCUGCUUUUUAUUGGGGUUGACACUCAUGCCUUAUAUGCUCACUCAGUUUUCCUUUUGCCACUUGUUUACUCACUGUAUGAGUUAGGAUUGUGUCAAAUGCUAACAAAACCUCUAAGAUUGUCAAGAAAAGACUUGAAAGUUGAUUUGUCAUCAUGUAUUCUCAUGAUAAAAUGUCUUAAUGUUAUUUGGCUAUGUAGUACAUAGAAACAGAAAACAACAAAUAAAGUCAUUUUUUACAACUUAA